Molecule: messenger RNA, 723 nt
Organism: Ostrinia furnacalis (Asian corn borer)
Lineage: Eukaryota; Metazoa; Arthropoda; Insecta; Lepidoptera; Crambidae
Product: stromal membrane-associated protein 1
Exons: 4
Coding region: 106-723 (205 amino acids)
Cellular component (GO): cytoplasm
Molecular function (GO): GTPase activator activity; metal ion binding
Source: RefSeq, a predicted model, not a curated record
UUGUCCUGUCAAUUUCGUCUAUGGUCUCUCUCUUUCCUUCAACAAACAAGCAUUACACCCAUUUUCGUUGAAAGUAUUAUCGUUUAAAUAGAAUACUUCACAGAAAUGACUUCAAAAAGUGAAAAAGAUCGAGCCAAACAAAUCCAGGAUCGAUGUCAGAACAUACUAAUGCAGAUGCUGAAGGAUGAAGACAACAAAUACUGUGUCGACUGUGACGCGAAAGGUCCUCGCUGGGCGUCAUGGAACCUGGGCAUCUUCCUGUGCAUCCGGUGCGCCGGCAUCCACCGCAACCUGGGCGUCCACAUCUCCAAGGUCAAGAGCGUCAACCUCGACUCGUGGACACCUGAACAAGUUGUAUCCCUCCAACAAAUGGGCAAUUCCCGCGCGCGCGCUGUGUACGAAGCCAAUCUCCCCGACUCGUUCCGGCGGCCGCAGAACGACUCUUCGCUGGAGGCCUUCAUCCGCGCCAAGUACGAGCAGAAGAAGUACAUCGCCAAGGAGUGGGUGCCGCCGCCCACGCCCAAGGUCAACUGGGAUAAAGAGAUAGACGAAGAAAUGGAGAGGCAAAAACGGAAAAAGAAGUCUACCACUUCUGGACUGGGACCACUGCCGGCGCCGACCACUAGCGACAAGAAAUACAACGUAAGUUCACUUACAACAGUUACAACACUAUGCGCAAUAAACGUAAUUAAAAAGAAUGAAGCCACGAAAGCCGAACGGUGA